AUGGAGCAAAAGAAGAAUGAGAUGGAGGAGGCAAAAGUAAAUCAAGAAACUGAAAUUUCUGAGCUGAACAGAGAAGUGGCUGAACAAAGGGAUAUUGUAUCUAAACUGCGAAAUUCAUGCAGUGGGCAAGAAGAGAAGAAUGAACGACUGGUCUCUGAAGUUAGUCAAUAUAAAGAUAAUGUUGACCGUGUUAUGCAGGAGAGGUCCGAGGCUCAGAAGAGUUUGGAUGGGGAGAAAAAGAAAGUGGAAGACUUGAUGCUGACUAUUUCAGAUAGGGAGAAGACAAUUAAAGAAACUGAGAAAGAGUUGGGAAAACUAAGGAGUGAUCGUGACAACGUUUCUGAGAAAAAUGAAGUGAUGGAGAGCCGCUUGGAGUCAUUGGAAAAGGAAAAAGAUGUGAUGCAGAAGAACCUUGUUGAGGCUCUGAAGAAAAUUCAUGAUUGGGAAGCUAAAUUUGAAUCAGAAGGAGCCAAACUUAAGCGAGCUUUGGCUAUGUUGAAGAACACUGCAGCACUGGUAUCUUCUAAGUCUGAAGGUAAGGAAGAAGUGGUUGCCAAUGAUCACAAGCUUGGAAAAGAAAUUCAACCAUAUGUGGUGGAGUUGGAUGCCAUACAGAAUGCUUUCAGAAACAAGGAGAAGAUGGUUGGAGACUUGAAGCAGCAAGUUGAGUCACUGCACAAGGUAGCAGAGGCACAGAAGAAGAAGAGUUUCUGGACUUUGGUGUCAUCAGCAACAACAAUUAUUGCUGCAGCAUCUGUUGCAUAUGUUGCUAAAGGACGCUGA
This is a messenger RNA of Prunus armeniaca (apricot), 783 nucleotides long. The record is from the annotation of a GenBank genome assembly. Lineage: Eukaryota; Viridiplantae; Streptophyta; Magnoliopsida; Rosales; Rosaceae.